AUGUUCGGUGCAGGACUGCUAUCAAAAUUCAACUUUAUUCAGGAUAACAGAGAGAAGCAGAAGACUAGCAGCGUAUCGGAUGAUUUAAGUCUAUCCAACAGCACAACUGACACGGACAAUGAAACAACAGUAGUGCAAACAUCACCGCUGCAUGAGCCUCGGCUACUGGUAAAGAAAGAAUCGUUGGCUGAAGCCGACUAUGAUCAAAUUGCCAGUUUUAAGAAAAAAUUUUUCAAAAAUCGGAAAAUAUCGUUGGCUGACAAAGAUGUCAAGUCAGCUGUAAGAAAUAACGACAAAGCAGUAAAGUUAGCAGUAGUAGAACAGUUAAAGGAAAUUACUAAAGACCAGGUGAAUACGCCAACCGACGAACCGGCAAAGGUUACGGCCUAUAAAGAGAAGUCGGCUUCAUUGUUGGUCAAAGAUCCUGGUCCAGUAGUGCCAGUAAAACCGGUCACUCAUCAUCUGCAAGCAUCCAUCAUGUAA
Messenger RNA from Enterobius vermicularis (human pinworm), 483 nucleotides. The record is from the annotation of a GenBank genome assembly. NCBI's taxonomy places the organism in Eukaryota, Metazoa, Nematoda, Chromadorea, Rhabditida, Oxyuridae.